UUUCUAUAUAAUAAUAACAUUAUUUCCCAUCGAAUGGCCAUAAUUGAAUUAUUGUCAAGGUAUUAUAUAUGUUUUGCGACUGAUUCCCGCGAUGGUCGUAGAAAAAUAGUAUCAUUUCCACCAAAAAAACCGUCGCCGGCAACAGCUUAACGGGACGUUUUUGUUUGCUUUUUGUUAACCGUGUUUUCAACGACGAGGCAUUGAUAUACACUUGAACACAAGAAAAUGUCUCAAUUCUUAGAUUCAGAAGCCGAAGAGAGCGAAGACGAAGAAUUAGAUGAGAUCGAUAAGAAAAAAUCCAAAAGACUCAAAGCAAUGGAAAGCGAUGAUGACGACGACGAAGAUGAUGAGGAAAGAAUUCGGGAGGAGUUAAAAGAUUUAAUUGACGACAACCCUAUUGAAGAAAGCGACGGGUCGGGUGACGAAAGUGAUGGGUCUAAAAAAAGAAAAAAAUCUGAUGAUGAUUUUGAUGAUCGGCUUGAAGAAGAUGACUACGAUCUUAUUGAAGAAAAUUUAGGUGUAAAAGUAGAACGCAGAAAACGUUUUAAACGUUUACGGCGUUUGGAAGACGAAGAAAGUGAUGAUGAGGGGCACGGUGAAAAUCCUGCCGAAGAUCGUGAAGUUAUUGCUAACCAAUUGUUUGACACGUCGGAUAAUGAAGAAGACAGAAGAUCUGAUCGCGCCCCUUCCAGAGCCGAGCGUGUUGAUAAUUACAAUAUCGAAGGUGACGAAGAAGGAGAAGAGUACUCCGAUGAGGACGACGAUGGUUUCAUCGUUGAUGAUGAAGGACGACCAAUUAAAGAGAAAAAGAAAAAACGCAAGCACGUUUACCAUGAUGCUGCUCUUCAAGAAGCUCAAGAUAUUUUUGGUGUGGACUUUGAUUAUGAUGAAUUUGAAAAGUACGAUGAUGAAUAUGAAGAAGACGCUUCUGACGACGAUUAUUUGGAGGAUGACGAGGACGGUGAAAGGAGACACAGGCCGAAAACGCAAAAGCGGAGAAAGACCACUAGGAAAUCUAUUUUUGAAAUUUACGAACCCAUCGAACUUAAAAGAGGGCACUUUACCGAUUUAGAUAAUAAAAUCCGUAACAAUGACAUACCAGAAAGAAUGCAAUUACGUGAAGUCCCAGUGACACCGGUUCCUGAAGGUUCGGAUGAGUUAGAGGAUGAAGCAGAAUGGAUAUACAAGCAAGCGUUUUGUAAACCUACGCUUUCCACACAAGAAAACAAAGGCGGAGCUGAUCCUCGAAUUCAAUCUAAAAAAGGGCCGCAGACAAUAGGAAAAAUUAAAAAAGCAUUAGAUUUCAUGCGCAAUCAGAACUUUGAAGUGCCAUUUUUAGCUUACUACCGUAAAGAAUAUGUCGAACCUGAAUUAGACAUUAAUGCAUUAUGGCGAGUUUAUCAUUUUGAUGGAAAAUGGUGUCAGCUAAAAUCACGUAAAACCACACUAAUUGAAUUGAUGGAAAAAAUGCGUAACUAUCAAAUGGAAAUGUUAAUGGUGGACACAAACGCGCCGAUGCCAGAUCACAUACGUAUCAUAAAGGAAGAGGACAUUGAUAAAUUACGUGGUGUACAGACAAACGAAGAACUCAAAGACAUCCAAGGACAUUUUAUGUUGUACUACGCUAGUGACGUGCCUGCGAUGCAGGAGAAUGUGAGAAAAAAAGCAAUAGAAAGGAAAAGAAGGAACAGGGAAAUGCGAGAAGAAAAAAGAAAGUUAGCCUUGGAGGCCGGCGAAGAAGUACCUGAAGAAUUGGAAGACACUGGCGAUUUAGAAGAUGAAGAAGACAAUACAGAAACUGUUAAACCCGCGAGCAGUUCUGGUCCAUAUACUAUGUGCCUCAAAGCUGGACUUGCCGGGUUUGCUAAACGGUUUGGUUUAAAACCUGAACACUUCGCUGUAAACGUUCGCGACAAUUACCAAAGACACGAAGUAGAUCAAGAAUCAGUCGAUCCCUACAAACUUGCCGGCGAAUAUUGCAAUGAUCUUCUGAAAACUGCCGAUGAAGUCUUAAAAGCGGGAAAAUACAUGGUGGCGUGUCAGAUAUCGCGUGAGCCACUCAUUAGGAAAUGUUUGCGAGAAACAUUUUUUGAUCGUGCUAAAAUGAAUAUUGUACCAACCAAAGCUGGUAUGAAAGAAAUUGACGAGAACCACAAUUGUUAUUCCAUGAAGUAUGUUAGACGCAAGCCUGUCAGAGAUCUGGUCAAGGACGACUAUUUAAAAUUACAAAUCGCUGAAGAAGACAAGUUACUCACCAUCACUUUCGACGAAGAAGUAGAUGGCUUAGGUUCGCUUCCGUAUAUUGAAGAAGUCAAACAGCUUUACAUUAGAGACGAGUUUAGCUCCAACGUCCAACAGUGGAACGAUCUACGUCGUGAAUGUGUCGACAUUGCGUUUAGAAAAUUGUUGAUGCCUGAAAUGGUUAAAGAAUUAAAACGCAAUUUGCUUGCUGAAGCAAAAGAACAUGUGCUCAAGGCAUGUAAACAUAAAUUAUCCAAUUGGUUGUCUGUGGCUCCGUAUAAACCCGAGGUGGAUGAAGAAGACGACGACUGGGACACGAGCAAAGGCAUCAGAGUAAUGGGAUUAGCUUACUCACCUGAUCACGAACAAGCAUCGUUUGCUUGUAUUUUAUCGACCGAUGGCGAAGUGUUAGAUCAUUUGCGAUUGCCCUACAUAAUGAAACGACCAUUUAACGAUGACGUCAAAGCCAAAAGAGAUGCGGAUUUCAACCAUAUAAGGAAUUUCUUAUUGGCCAAAAGACCACACUUGAUUGUGGUCGGAGGAGAAUCCAGGGACGCUCUUUGGGUGGUCCGAGAUGUCAAAGCCGUUGUCGAUCAAUUGGUAAUUGACGAACAAUUUCCUCAAAUACAAGUGGAAAUUUUGGAUAAUCAUUUGGCUAAAAUUUUUGCAAAUUCCAUCAAAGGAGAGAAUGAAUUUAGAGAUUACCCACAACUUUUACGCGAGGCCAUAUCGUUAGGUCGAAGGAUGCAAGAUCCCUUAGUCGAGUUUUCACAGUUGUGUACGACAGACGACGAAAUAUUAUGUCUUCGAUAUCAUCAGUUCCAAGAGAUGAUGAGCCAGGAAGAAUUACUUGAAGGAUUAAACCAAGAGUUCAUAAAUCGCACUAAUGAAGUCGGUGUCGACAUUAACGACGUUGUUCAGCGUGUUUACGCGCCUAACUUACUGCAAUUUGUGUGUGGAUUAGGGCCCCGCAAAGCCACAGCUCUAAUCAAACUGAUGAAGCAAACGAAUCAAAGACUGGAAAAUCGUACCCAGCUGGUAACUUCGUGUCAUAUGGGCCCGAAGAUAUUUAUCAAUUGCGCUGGUUUCAUCAAAAUAGACACCAACUCACUGGGAGACAGCACUGAAUUGUACGUGGAAGUGUUAGACGGCUCGAGAGUGCACCCGGAAACAUAUGAAUGGGCUAGAAAAAUGGCCGUUGACGCUCUGGAGUAUGACGACGAAGAAGCCAAUCCGGCGGGUGCUCUCGAAGAAAUUUUGGACGCACCAGAAAGACUUAAGGAUUUAGAUUUAGAUGCGUUUGCCGAAGAACUAGAAAGACAGGGCUUCGGAAACAAGAGUAUCACGUUAUACGACAUCCGCCAAGAGUUAAACCACCGAUACAAAGACGUAAGAAUACCGUACAAACCACCCAAUGCUGGACAGCUGUUUGAACUCUUGACUAAAGAAACCCAAGAAACUUUCUAUGUCGGGAAAAUGAUAUUAGCCACAGUAACAGGAAUCGCACGCAGGAAACCGCAAAAUGAUCAACUCGAUAAAGCAAAUCCUGUGAGAAAUGAUGAAACUGGACUGUGGCAAUGUCCAUUUUGUUUUAACAACGAGUUUCUUGAAUUAUCCGACGUGUGGAAUCAUUUUGACGCUGGCGGUUGUCCAGGUCAGGCAUCUGGAAUUCGUAUAAGAUUAGAUAAUGGCAUUAACGGUUUCAUAGCCAUGAAGAAUUUGUCCAACACUCAUGUUGCCAACCCUGAAGACCGUGUCCGCUUUAACCAAGCCAUACAUUGUCGGGUCAUUAAAAUUGAAGCCGAAAGGUUUUCGUUUGAAGCCACGUCGAAAAGUUCCGAUUUGAAAGAUGAAGAACACAAUUGGCGCCCUCCAAAAGAUCCUUACUACGAUCAUGAAAUGGAAACUCGUCUGAAAAAGGUUGAAAUAGACAAGAGCAAAUUGAAAAAUGCCCAGACCUACAUUAAACGUGUCAUUGUGCACCCUUGUUUCCAUAACGUAUCGUUCUCAGAGGCCGUGAAACUACUGCACAAUUCUGAACAAGGUGACGCAAUCAUAAGACCUUCGAGUAAGGGCGCCGACCAUUUAACUGUUACCUGGAAGGUGGCUGAUAAUGUAUAUCAGCAUAUUGACAUACAAGAAAAGGGUAAAGUUAAUGCUUUCUCGCUUGGACGUUCGCUUUGGAUUGGCAGGGAAGAGUUUGAAGACUUGGACGAAAUUAUUGCCCGUCAUAUUACUCCAAUGGCGUCCAAUGCCAGGGAACUGCUGAGGUUUAGAUACUACCGGGAUACAGAUGGUGGAAACAUUGAAAAAGCCGAGCAAAUAUUACGAGAAGAACGAGCUAAUAACCCUUCAAAAAUCCACUAUAUUGUAUCUGUUUCACAGAAAUAUGCUGGCAAGUUCCUUCUAUCUUGUUUACCUACUCGGAGAUCUAAACAUGAAUACAUAACAAUCACACCGGAAGGUUAUCGAUUCCGCAGUCAAAACUUUGAUUCUAUUGCAUCCUUAUUCCGAUGGUACAAAGAACACUUCCGCGACGCUACACCUCAUGUUACGCCAAUGACAGCACGAUCGUCAGGUCAACCUUACAGACCUUCUCCCAACAUGGAACCUUCACCGAUGAACCGAAGUCACAGUAGUCACUCGAAUACGACCCCUCAAUACUCCCAGUCCCCGCACGCCACUUAUAGUAAUAUGCAUCAGUCUGUAUAUAAUACCCCAUACACGCCAUCUGGGCAAACACCGUAUUUAGGAAAUUAUACCACUCCUCGGUACGGAGCAACUCAACCGCCAGUGCACGACGGCGUAUUUUUGCAUCCUAGCUCUCUCACUCCGAUCGUUCAGAGUAGUCCAAAACCAUCUUCUACACCUACUAGGCAGCCGGUACAAUCUGCCGAUCCUAACGAUUGGCGACGGAUGGCAGAAGAAUGGGCCAAAGCUAAACAGCGAGGCGACGGCGGCUUUACCACGCCCAAUGCUGAUAGUGGAGGACGGCACACUCCACGUAGCAGGUAUAACAACCAUCGUUAUAGCAGCGGGAACCGAGAAAGAGCGAUGAGUACUCCGCGCAGUGACGCUCCAUCGCCAACGCCGAGUGCAUCAUCUUUCGGAUAUCAGUCUCCUGCGCCGCCACCGCCCUCAAGAGGAUACAAAAACAGUUUCAACGCUUCGUCCAAAUCACCUCGUGGUCCUUCGUCCAAUGUCGGCACGCCGUACGAUCCAUUCACAAUGGAUCCUGGAAAGGAUUCACCAUCGUCGUCGUCACGAUCCGGACGCCACGAUGAAAUGACAUUAGACAUGAGAUACGCUUCGCCCGGGAACAGGUGGACACCGAGAUCUGGUCGUUCGACGCCCCACACUAUAAACAGCCCUAGGUCAAUGAUUGAAUCUACGAUGGGUGAUAAUACGCCGCUGUACGAUGACUCUUAAAUGAAUUUCAAAUAACCCUUACAUUUUUUUUUUUAAUUCUUUUUAGCUCAGUACUAUUUUUUUUUUUUUUUAGUUAUAAAUAUAUAUUUUUUUACAAGGUAUAUAGGUUUCAAUAAUUAACAUUGUACUCGGGUUUUCAGUACGAGUAAUUUAAUAUUGCGUUGUAGCUAAUACACCGAUGGGCGUUAUUAUAAUAAAAUGUAAAAUAUUCGCAUCGUUG
Messenger RNA from Adelges cooleyi (spruce gall adelgid), 5890 nucleotides. It is a transcript of the gene Spt6, whose product is annotated as transcription elongation factor SPT6. The coding region runs from base 226 to 5670 and encodes 1814 amino acids. NCBI's taxonomy places the organism in Eukaryota, Metazoa, Arthropoda, Insecta, Hemiptera, Adelgidae. The record is from RefSeq and is a predicted model, not a curated record. Gene Ontology annotation, biological process: transcription elongation-coupled chromatin remodeling; positive regulation of transcription elongation by RNA polymerase II; transcription elongation by RNA polymerase II. Gene Ontology annotation, cellular component: transcription elongation factor complex. Gene Ontology annotation, molecular function: histone binding; nucleosome binding; DNA binding. The transcript has 22 exons.